Messenger RNA from Closterium sp. NIES-67, 1939 nucleotides. The record is from the annotation of a GenBank genome assembly. Lineage: Eukaryota; Viridiplantae; Streptophyta; Zygnematophyceae; Desmidiales; Closteriaceae.
ACGAAGACUGGUGCUGGAUGGUGGUUUCCGCCGGCGCUUCCUGUCGACGUCACCUCCACGCUUUCGCCCUUCCCAAUCCGCCGCGAAACAUUUCUCCUCGGGCAGCAUUUUAUUGCGUGAAGCGGAAGCGAAGAGUGACCGCGGCUCGGUACUGUGCGAGCAUGAAUUGGGGCACAUGGAAGGGGAGGGGAGCGGACGAAUUGGGGCGCGAAGGGAAAACGACGUGUGCGUGAACGGCGAGGGGUGAGCGUGCAUGGGGCAUUGCGAAAGGGCGAGAAAAAGGAGCUGUGAGGCUUUAGAAGCAAGAGGGCCCAAACGUCACGUGCAUUGUGCUGGAUCCGACGUCUUCCUCCCACUCCUUCCUACUGCUUCCUGCCGUGCGCCUAGCCCUUCUAGUGUGCUGCUGGAUAAAGCUGCAGCUCGAGGGUUUGUGUCUUCAUCAGCAGAUUCUUGAACAUACUCAGUCUAUUAGUAUACCAGCCUGCCACAUUAUCUCGCAUUGAGCUCCUAGUUUCUUUGAGCAUCCACUUCGGAAUUAGAAGGAUUUUCUCGCAUUCUGCUCGUUCUGCAGCCCUAGUUUAGCGCCAAUGGCAGAAACAAAAACCUCGAGUAGGUGCCCUAGCUGGGUCCCUGAGCUCCUCAGCGGCCAUUACUUCUCUCCGUGCCGCCAGCACGCCGCGGCGCAUAAAUCCGAGCGCAACUUCUUCUGCAUCAAAUGCCGCGGCGACCCUCUCUGCACGCUCUGCGUGCAGAAGCACCACGCGGGCCCCGACCACGACAUUUUACAGAUUCGCCGCUCGUCGUACCACGACGUGGUGCGAGUGGGCGAGCUUGCGCGCCUCUUAGACCUCCACCACAUUCAGGUGUACGUGAUUAAUAGCGCGAAAGUGGUGUUUAUCAAUCCGCGGCCGCAGUCGCGCGUGGUGAAGGGCGCGCCGUACUUCUGCCGCACGUGCCACCGGACAUUGCUCGACGCCAGCCGGUUCUGCUCCAUCGGCUGCAAGCUCGCCGCAUUGCGCCAUGACCCCGCGCUCACAUUGCGUCCGCGGAGCGGCUCCGCACCCACGGAACAUGCGCGGGCGGCGGGACACACGCAUUUCGGGUCCAGCGCCGCGGGUGCUGACCGGCCAGCACGGUCUGGGGACGGGUUUUCUGACGACGACUCGGCCACGUGGUCGGCGGGGCACCGGCGGAAGGAAGGGGGGAACGAGUGGCGGAACGAGUGGCGCAAGCGCGCAUUGCCGCCGCUGCUGGUGGAGGAUAACGGCGCGGCUAGCUCCGGGGAGAGUGACGAGGGGCGCGCGGAGGAGUACGGGGAGGAGGGGGUGUCCGCGGACUGGCGGAGAGGCAGCGGGGAGCGGGAGAGGAAGCGCGCGCGGUAUGACAGGGCGCAGGGCGCGCAGUAUCAUCUGCAGUAUCCGGAGCUCCUAGGCGCGUCAUCCCCGGUGUUCUCCCCUUUAACGCCGCCCCUGGCAUAUCACCAUGACGGCAGCAGCGGCUCCCCAUGGCGCGCGCACAGGCGGAAGGGCGUUCCGCACCGCUCGCCCAUGUCCUAAAGCCCGAGUAGAAGUGCGGGGAUUGCGCCAGGUGGAUGUGUGGCGUUGGGUGUUUGAAGAGGCCGAGUCGUAACUCCUGAACCUGGAGUGCAUUCUUCAACCCAUCGCAUGAUACCCUUGGAUACCUUUGAAUUGGCUCGUGGUUCCGGUAAAUUGGGUUGCGUCAAGAAGAACUCUACAGGGCUUGCCUAGCCUAAGGUCGGAGGGAGUUGCUUUUAUGCCGCGCCAGGGCUGCUCCCCCUGUGAGGCUGUACAUAGUAGCGCUAGUAGUAUAGCUACCGUAUGCUGUUCUUUUAGACGUUAGCAGAUAGGUAGGCUGUAAGACGCUUGUACAUAUGUUUCUUUGUUAUCUCCCUCAGAAAUGAGUUGGUUCAAAUGCGUCU